Molecule: messenger RNA, 1680 nt
Organism: Marmota monax (woodchuck)
Lineage: Eukaryota; Metazoa; Chordata; Mammalia; Rodentia; Sciuridae
Product: olfactory receptor 9Q2
Exons: 1
Coding region: 480-1424 (314 amino acids)
Biological process (GO): sensory perception of smell; G protein-coupled receptor signaling pathway
Cellular component (GO): membrane
Molecular function (GO): G protein-coupled receptor activity; olfactory receptor activity; odorant binding
Source: RefSeq, a predicted model, not a curated record
UGUUCAUAGAAUAUUAAUUUUCCUUCCUUAAAGUUUUCACUUAAAAUUGUAAAUAGCCCACAUAUAUCCAUAGAAUGCUUUUCACUUUUCAAUGUGCAUUUACAUCUGUUUUAAUUUAUGCAUUAGCUCCUAAGCAGGGCAGAUACUACGAUCACCUUUUGGCAGAGGAAGAAAUUGAGGUCGAGAGAGGUUAAGUGCCUUGGUAACAUCAAACAGCUAAUUGGAAAGCGAGUUGCAAAUACAAGAUCUGACUUGUAACCUAGAGAAUCACUUGCUUUCCAUUCCCACUAUAAUAGAACCAUUCAUCACUUGUUACAUUACCACGAAUUCUCAACUUGCUCAUGUCACCCUGAGAUGGCAAAGUGUGUUGAAGUCAAAUGACGACAUGUCAGACACUCAAUUUAAGCUUUAUUCCUUGAAAUGACUUGAACUUCUCUGGAGGGGUCCCCUCCUCUGGCUCCUGGUGAAGCGCUACGUGGAUGGCUGAGGUGAAUCACACUUUGGUGACUGAGUUCUUCCUCGUUGCCUUCACUGAGCACCCCGAGUGGGGGCUUCCCCUCUGCCUGGUGUUUUUGAGUUUCUAUCUCACCACUCUGCUGGGGAACGCUGGGAUGAUCCUCCUGAUCCGCAAAGAUCGCCGACUCCACACUCCCAUGUACUUCUUCCUCAGCCACCUUGCCUUUGUGGACAUCUGCUACUCCUCUGUCAUCGUCCCUCAGAUGCUGGCCGUGCUGUGGGAACACGGCCUGGCCAUCUCCCAAGCUCACUGUGCCACUCAGUUCUUCCUCUUCACCUUCUUUGCUUCUAUUGACUGCUACCUCCUGGCCAUCAUGGCCUAUGACCGCUAUGUGGCCAUGUGCCAACCGCUGCUCUACGUCACCAUCAUGACCGAGAAGACCCGCGUGGGCUUGGUAGCCGGGGCUUAUGUGGCCGGUUUUGCCAGUGGCUUCAUUCGAACAGUGACGGCCUUCACUCUCUCCUUCUGCGGGAACAGUGAGAUUGACUUCAUUUUCUGUGACCUCCCUCCUCUGCUAAAACUCAGUUGUGGGGACAGCUACACCCAGGAAGUGGUGAUUGUCGUGUUCGCCAUUUUCGUGAUGCCUGCCUGCAUCCUGGUCAUCUUGGUGUCCUACCUGUUUAUCAUCGUGGCCGUCAUGAGGAUGCGCUCCGCUGGAGGCCGGGCCAAGACCUUCUCCACCUGCACCUCCCACCUCACUGCUGUCGCUCUCUUCUUUGGAACCCUCAUCUUCAUGUAUCUGAGAGAUAAUUCAGGCCAGUCCUCGGAGGGCGACAGGGUGGUGUCUGUGCUCUACACAGUGGUGACUCCAAUGUUGAACCCCCUCAUCUAUAGUCUGAGGAAUAAGGAGGUCAAGGAGGCAGUUAUGAAAUUCUUGAGCAGAUCAAAGGUUUCCAGAAGGCCCUAGCCAGACCCCUGUGAAAUAUGUCAUUUCCCAGUUUCUCCAUCCUUCCCGUCAUUUCUCAAAUGUCACCUUCUCAGGAAGGCUUUCCUGCACUAUUCUAGUAAAAAAUCGCACCUAAUUACACUCUUAUUAUUCUAUGUAAUGUUUGUCAUAAAUGGACAUACUAGAUGUUUUAUAUGUUUGAUAUUGUCUGAUACUCACAACUGGAAAGUAAUUGACAUGAGACAAACAUGUUUUCAUACUCAGGGCUUAGCAAAGA